CGCGCCAAAUUUGUUACCAUUGGACUGGGCCUCUCAGAAGUUGUUUGUCAACUAUCAACAAAAUAUGCCAGUCAAAAGAACACUCCGUUUGGAGGACAAUGACAACCAGACACCAGCCAAGAGACCUGUACCAGACAGGAACUACUCCCCAUUGACUGGUACCUGCCAGACGAGUCCAAGUGCAACUCCCCAAGCUGGUAAAGCCAAAGCCAGUGGGAAAACUGCUAAUUCCCAUAAACCACAGGUGCCACAGACGGAAGUGGAAAUACUACAUGCCAUCAGCUCUAAACUGGAAGCAUCAGUUGGCGCAUUUAUCAAGGCAAGGCAAGAGCUGAAGAAAAUACUGGCUGCAGAGGGCAGCAGUGAGCUGAAGAGUUUCUUUUCUAGAGGCUCUGCUGACCUGAAGACUGAACUGAGGAGGCACAGAGAACUUGCAUCUAAAGCGGAGUCCUGCCUCGGCGUGAAUGGUGCUGGCCAGAGCCGUUUGCAAGGUGUUGUCCAGGCUGGCAGCUCCUCUGAUUUCCUGAAAUCCAUAAUGGCCUUAUAAAGGUUUCUGCUUAGGGAGCCGCUCAACUCAACUCUCAACAGACCGACGGCAAAUGGAAUAGCAGCUCUGCCUUCUCUCACGCGGUGGUGUACAUGUUUCCUCUUCGGAGACGGCUGGGUGAUGAAUAUAGAAUCUAAGCUGUCAUUUGUGAGGCAGAGGGAUGUCUCGGAGGCUGCCUGUCAGUCAUUGGGGGGAAUGUGUCAAAGUAAAACGCCUUAGACAUCAGACAGGUUUACGCCGAGCCCUCACCGCUGACAAAUGUUGACUCUACAAUAACUGCCGCUAUACAGUGCUGACAAAAUGUUCUUUCAGUGAGCGAACGCCCUCGUCCCAUUAGACCUGAUGCUAUAUGAAAUCCACCCCCACCAUGUCCUCUAGCUACCUCGAAAGGUGAAGGAAACUGGAAUAUAGGCUCUGAAAGGCUAGUGCACACACACACACACUUUAUUCCCGUGGUCCCGUGUGGCUCAGUUGGUAGAGCAUGGCGCUUGCAACGCCAGGGUUGUGGGUUCAUUCCCCACGGGGGGACCAGGAUGAAUAUGUAUGAACUUUCCAAUUUGUAAGUCGCUCUGGAUAAGAGCGUCUGCUAAAUGACUUAAAUGUAAAAUGUAUUCGUUGGCUCUUUAUUUGGCUGUGCCAGGGAAGGCAGAGGGCCUCUUACAGCCUAAGCGACCUAAGCAACAGCUGGUGUGCACAGACACAUUUCCUAUUUCUGCCCAAGGUGGAUCAUGUAACUCUCACUUUAUCAGCCUUGGAGGCCGUGUGAAGGACAAAGCGAGCACAUCCAUAAACAAAUCUAAUGUUUUCAUACUGGCCCUCUGGAGGUGAGAGAGGAGACCCUUGGCGGUCUUACACCCGCCACCUCUCCCACUACUUCAACCCACCUUGCCUCCUACCCCCAUCACCUUAGACCUCUACCCCACUAACCCUUUCCUCCUAGAGGGUAUCGCCAGCCCUCCGCUCUUCAUUUGACUGUGUCAUGAAGCGGAUGCAGCAAUGACGUUACCUGUGACUCGUCCUCCCUGUCCCAACUGACACAAACUUCUACAGACGUGUUAAACUGGAGUAUCGGUACAUUGCCGCAAGCAACCCAUCUGUCUAGAGACUACCUUCCUCCCAGUCGAUCCACGGUAGUAAUUUUAAAGCCACAGGCCUCUGGUUGUCCCACCCUUCGUGUUAUAGGAUGCAGGGCCAGGCCAGCGGCUGCAGAUACACAGCGUAGCAGCGGCCCUCAGUGACCCGAUAACAUUUAUAGUAGUAAUGGAUUUUUUUUAAUGGCUGUCAUUAACUCACAGGCAGAGGGGAAAGAUUGCUUGUACUGUUUUUUUUCUGUGGUAUUUCAGCUUUAUGACAUUAUGUUCAGAUAUGUCAUCUUCCAUCAUCUUUGUUUUAGGGCCUGUCGGACCUGCCACUGCUUUUUUGUGUUGAAAUGCAUAACCCUUUGUGGACUCCUUGUUUUCCAAUUUGCUCAUUAAUCCCCCUUCCUCUCCCCUGUAACUAUUCCCCAGGUCGUUGCUGUACAUGAGAAUGUGUUGAGUCAACUUACCUGGUAAAAUAAAAUUGUGUCUAGGUGUUGUAAUGAAUAUUUUUUUCAGCUAAAUUAAAUGGUUGGAAGACA
Molecule: messenger RNA, 2165 nt
Organism: Salvelinus namaycush (lake trout)
Lineage: Eukaryota; Metazoa; Chordata; Actinopteri; Salmoniformes; Salmonidae
Gene: itgb3bp
Exons: 9
Coding region: 65-547 (160 amino acids)
Biological process (GO): CENP-A containing chromatin assembly; regulation of DNA-templated transcription
Cellular component (GO): nucleoplasm
Source: RefSeq, a predicted model, not a curated record